This is a messenger RNA of Rhinocladiella mackenziei CBS 650.93, 753 nucleotides long. RefSeq lists its product as uncharacterized. Bases 1 to 753 code for a protein of 250 amino acids. The transcript is spliced from 3 exons. NCBI's taxonomy places the organism in Eukaryota, Fungi, Ascomycota, Eurotiomycetes, Chaetothyriales, Herpotrichiellaceae. The record is from RefSeq and is a predicted model, not a curated record.
AUGGCUGUGAUAUGGGGUCUCAAUUUGAAGGAUAUUCAAUGGUGGAAGUUCAAGAGCUCAUACAUGUUUGGUAACAAAGAUUACCAUCUACGACGGACGAAGUUUGUGGUCUAUCAGAUUGCCAUGAUAUGCUGCGUUGUUUCUGAGUCUGUCGGAACCGCCGCUUUAACAGACUACGUGAAACAGCAAUCGACAAUUGAACGAUUACAUUCGUCAGCUAGUGUUCACAACGAUGACUUCGUCGGUAUUGCUUCCUACAACAUCUUUGUGGGCAUCGCCGUUGCUACAGUCUUCGGUGCCGGAUUCUUCUUUGAUCUCUUCUUCCCGGAGCGUUGGGAACCUCGCAACAUUCGAUGGUCAUGGAGACUUGCCGCCUUGUUCGUCACUUUAUGCUGUAUCGCCGAUACCUUAGCCUUGACCGUGAUCGUGGCGACAGGUAAUGCCUGGAUCUCUGCUGACAGUCAGGACGCCGAAGAAAUUGCGGAGGAGAAAAUCAACCCUCCUCUACGAUACCGAGACAAUGGUCGGGCUAUUGCUAGUGUGGUGUUCUUGUGGAUUGGGAUGGCUGCCACUGUGGCCAGCUGUAUUAUUCUCUGGCUGUACUACAACCACCUCGACACCUAUGGUCCCAAGUCUCACACUGCCCGGAUGCGAGACGAAGUCGACAAGAGUAUUUUGACCGCCGAGCGAGUGACUUUGGAAAGAAGGUCGAGAGACCAGGUGAUAUUUCAUCAUGGCGAUGGAAGAAUUUGA